AUGGUUACUUUUCUGUACCUGAAAUUCCUGGUAGUUUGGGCUCUUGUGCUGCUGGCCGAUUUUGUUUUGGAAUUCAGAUUUGAAUAUUUGUGGCCCUUCUGGCUUUUCAUCAGGAGUGUUUAUGAUUCCUUCAGAUACCAGGGAUUGGCCUUUUCAGUAUUUUUCGUUUGUGUAGCGUUCACAUCAAAUAUCAUAUGUCUACUCUUCAUACCAAUACAGUGGCUGUUCUUUGCUGCCAGUACAUAUGUUUGGGUACAGUAUGUCUGGCACACAGAGAGGGGCGUAUGUUUACCAACAGUAUCACUGUGGAUACUGUUUGUAUAUAUUGAAGCAGCAAUUAGAUUUAAAGAUCUUAAAAACUUCCAUGUAGACCUUUGUCGACCUUUUGCUGCACACUGUAUUGGCUAUCCUGUGGUGACAUUGGGCUUUGGCUUCAAAAGUUAUGUGAGCUAUAAAAUGCGAUUAAGAAAACAAAAGGAAGUGCAGAAAGAGAAUGAAUUUUACAUGCAACUUCUUCAGCAAGCUUUACCCCCUGAACAACAGAUGCUACAGAGACAGGAGAGAGAAGCAGAGGAAGCAGCCAAAGGAUUGUCCGAUAUGGAUUCCUCUAUGAUUUUGCAACACAAUGGUGGUAUUUCAACCAAUAAAAAAUUAUCUGCAACAUUGCCGGAACUAGAAUAUAGAGAAAAAGGGAAAGAGAAAGACAAGGAUGCGAAAAAACAUAACCUUGGAAUAAAUAACAAUAUUUUGCAACCUGUAGACUCUAAAAUACAGGAAAUUGAAUAUAUGGAGAACCAUAUCAGUAGUAAAAGAUUAAAUAAUGAUCUUGUGGGAAGUACAGAAAACCUCUUGAAGGAGGACUCAUGCACUGCCUCAUCCAAAAAUUACAAAAAUGCUAGUGGAGUUGUGAACGCCUCGCCUCGCAGCCACAGUGCAACUAAUGGGAGCAUCCCUUCCUCAUCGGCUAAGAAUGAGAAGAAACAGAAAUGCACUAGCAAGAGCCCAAGCACACAUAAAGACUUAAUGGAAAAUUGUAUUCCUAAUAACCAACUGAGCAAACCAGAUGCACUGGUAAGGUUGGAACAAGACAUUAAGAAGUUGAAGGCUGACCUGCAAGCAAGCAGGCAGAUUGAACAAGAGCUACGUAGUCAGAUCGGUUCGCUGACCAGCACAGAGCGGGGGAUCCGGUCGGAAAUUGGACAGCUCCGGCAAGAAAAUGAGCUGCUUCAGAAUAAAGGGGAAUGCACAGAAACUUUACGAAAUCGCAUCAGAGAUCUGGAGACAGAGUGCAAGAAGUUAACAAUUGACAUAAAGCUCAAAGAAGAUCAGAUACGAGAUCUAGAAAUGAAAGUCCAGGAGCUACGGAAAUACAAAGAGAACGAAAAGGAUACAGAAGUGUUAAUGUCAGCACUUUCAGCUAUGCAGGAUAAAACACAGCACUUAGAGAACAGCUUGAGUGCGGAGACAAGGAUCAAAUUGGACCUGUUCUCUGCAUUAGGAGAUGCAAAAAGACAGCUUGAGAUAGCCCAAGGGCAGAUAAUUCAGAAGGAUCAGGAAAUCAAGGACCUAAAACAGAAGAUAGCAGAAGUGAUGGCAGUAAUGCCCAGCAUAACGUACACUGCGGCCGCCAGCACCCUGAGUCCCGUUUCCCCACAUUACUCUUCCAAAUUUGUAGAAACCAGCCCUUCCGGACUUGAUCCCAAUGCCUCAGUUUAUCAACCCCUGAAGAAGUAAAUGCCAAUGUCCAGUUUGUCUGAUGGAAGGCAUCACACAGAAAAAUCUCUUGCAGUCAAGAUGAAAAUUUGUAUUGUGUGAGACUGUACUGAUUUAUUGUUUAAGAAAAAUAAAAAGAAAGAAGCAGGGUUGGGGGGGAAAGAACCCCAACACCACAGUUUGGCUAGAACUGCCCAUCAGUUUUUUCUUGUAAAUUUUUAGAAAACCUCACAGAACUUUACAGUUUUUUUCUUGGCCAAUGCAUUUAAGGGAAGAAGAACCCACAAAUCUUGGUUUGCACAUCGCAAGUUCUGCCUCUCUUCUUCUUCUUUUUUUAAAAUGUGUAUACUCUUGCAAGGUUUCCUCUUGAAAAAAAAAAUUAAAAUAUCAAGGAGCUCUGCUUGAUUACAAACCUUUUCUUUCUAAAAAUAUAAUGAAGCCAAAGUGGCAAAUUAAAAAUUUCAAAGAGGAAGAAUAAUAGAAAUUCUGUGGGUUACUUUUUUUUUAAGAGUGAAAGGGUUUGAAGUCAAGCAAAGCUUUGAUAAUGUCAGUAUAUUGCCAUGUAUCAGGAUAAUGAAGGAGAAAGAUGUGCAAAAAAUCAAAUUGUUUUCCCCUCUAAGGACCAAACAUAUAUUAAGAGGGUACGUGUUUAAGGGAAGACAGAAGUAAUGCAGAAAUGGGUAGACAGUAACAUAGCCUUAGCGGUUAUGUGAAAUGUUGGAUUCCCGUCAGGGAGUUGGUUCACUCGAGAACUGCCAGCAGUCUUGUUCAAUAGUGCCUUUGAGAAAAAGGAGGCGUUUCAAGAGGAAACUUGUUCUUAAAAAGAAUUUUCUCCCCCCUUUUGCUGUCAUCCAGCUUCUAACAUUGAACUCAUUUUACAGAGUCUACUGCAGAUCUUAAAAGAGAUAAUUUAGAUGCCCAUUGCAAUCCGAGCUUACAUAUCUUUGUAUUUGUCUGUUUGUUUGGAGUACAAAAUCCAACAGUGUUCACUAGAGAAAAAUACUCUGUAGAGGGCUCAGUAAUAACAGAGGGAGUGUUUUGGUGAAGGCAGAAUUGUGGAAUAUUUGUGCAAGGUACUGUGUACAAGAAACUGUCAAGCUGGCUCAUAAAGCGGCAGUUUGGAGGGCUGGUUUUCGUUUUGUUUUUUAGUCAACUGCAAUUACGCUUUAGCAUCAUCUUGUGUUCGACAAUUUAUUUUCAGUCAGGCUGACUAAAUCUCAGCCAUUGUGCCAAGGAGUUUUUUAGAAGAGUUUUUAGAAGAAACUCGUGAAAUUGCACAAGAUUUACGUUUAAAUGUAUAUUCUGCAUUGGUAGGAAAGUAUGUUGCACCGGCAACAUUUGGAAGUGUUUAAGGUUGGGGUGCGGGCGGGAAGGGGCAGUGGGGCAGGGAUCCAAAAUUGUAUUAGUAACUAGCAAAAUUACAAACGAAAACCAUUUUGAUUUUUGCAAACAUGCAGUAGACUCUGGGAGGGCAAGAUUCUUCUUUGAAAACAAGAACACUUUUUAAAGUUUCAUAUAAAUUGGCAAGUAAGCCUUGUUUAAAAAAAAUUAAGUAGGACAAGCAAGUCAAUAAAUAUAGGCAUAUUAAAGAUCCAUCAUUUUUAAUCAGAAAUUCUUUUGAGAAUUAAAAAAAAUCCUUCUAGCUUUAGCCAGGUGUGCAUGUUGCCGUCAUUUGGAUUUUUGAAUCAUCUUGUGUAAUUGUCACCAUGAAAGUGUUACUCAGAAAUGUCAUAGGUUCUCAUCUUUGUGCAAAACAUGGAUUAUUGUCACUGACUUUUUUUUGUGUUGAGGUUCCCCCAUUUUUUAUUUUUUAUUUUUAUUUUUUUGCUGCCUUUCAGGCACUACUUAUGUUGAAAUACUUGGUCUUGGCUGCAUUCUUCUUUUUUCUGUGGGGUUUACAAAAAAAAUUAAAAAAUAAACAUUUUCU
Pogona vitticeps (central bearded dragon) is the source of this 3640-nucleotide messenger RNA. The record is from RefSeq and is a predicted model, not a curated record. NCBI's taxonomy places the organism in Eukaryota, Metazoa, Chordata, Lepidosauria, Squamata, Agamidae.